Molecule: messenger RNA, 3175 nt
Organism: Sitodiplosis mosellana (orange wheat blossom midge)
Lineage: Eukaryota; Metazoa; Arthropoda; Insecta; Diptera; Cecidomyiidae
Gene: Imp
Product: insulin-like growth factor 2 mRNA-binding protein 3
Exons: 7
Coding region: 822-2519 (565 amino acids)
Biological process (GO): regulation of gene expression; nervous system development
Cellular component (GO): cytosol; cytoplasm; nucleus
Molecular function (GO): mRNA 3'-UTR binding
Source: RefSeq, a predicted model, not a curated record
AUGAAUAAAAUUCAAACGAAAUAGAACGGUGCUGCUGCUCGUUGCGGCCGUAUUCUUUCCGUUUUUUGAUAAUUUUUUAGAAUUUUUUUUUUGAAAUUUUUUUCGUAUUUUUUUUGUAAAUUUAUUUUCGUUUAAGUCUUCAAAUUUAUUUUCGUGCUAAAAGUGUGUACGAGUUUUUUGUGAAUUGUGGCACAAUUUUUUUUUUCAUUAAAAACCUAAAGAAAAUAAGAAGAAAAUUGGUCGAAUCACAAUAUAGACUAAAAUUUGCCGAAAAACUAAAAUUAAAGCAAAAUUCAAUCAAAAAUCAAAUGUGUACGAAUAGUUUUUCGAAGCGGAGCGCACGAAGCAUAUACACUGACAUAAUUUGUUUGUGUUCCGAGGAACUUUAAUUCAUAUUUAUGUUGUUGAAUGAGAAUAGCUGUUGAAAACAAAUCAAAAACAAAGUGAAUUGGACACAUCAAAAGUCAACAGACAUAAAUUCAUUGUUUCGGAACAAACAAAAAACACACGAAAGAUAACAAAAAGUUUUUUUCUCUCAACGAAACACUUUUCGAAAAAUCAACUGUUUUGUCAAUUACUAUCAAAAGACUUUAAAAAAGAAAGUUGAAAACAAUUGGUUCACACAGAAAAAAGUUUUGACUUUUAAAAAUUGCAUUUCGAACUCCUUACUCCAGGAAGACAAAUCUAGAGAAAAACAAAGAAAACACAAAUCGAAAACCGACUAUUUUGAGUAAACCAAAAGUAAAUCUAAAUAAAAAAAAGUUUGAAGUAACUCCUUUUGAAUUGAAAAAAGAAGAAAUAAGAAACAAAUCACAUUAAACAUGGCUGAUAUGGAUCAAUUUGCUGAAUUGGAACUUUCCAAAGAAGAUCGUGAACAAAUAUUUGAACCGCCCACAGAUAGACAGCAACAUCCUGUACUUGAUCCUUCAUCAUCAAGUAGUUCAACAAGAAUUGUUAUUAGCGGCAUUCCACUUCAUGCUCGCUUUGAUGAUAUCGAACCAUUAUUAAAACCUUUCGGUAAAGUGGAACAUUGCGACGCAGUGUCUAGUAAGGAUCCAAACACUCAAACUGUUCACAUUACAUAUGAAACAGUCGAACAAGCUCAAAGAGCUGCUGCGGGAUUAAAUGGCGUUGAGUUCGAAGGUGGAAAGCUUCACGCAGAAUCGUUGGAGAAGCAAAGGCGUGGUCCUCGCAACCGUGGCCAAUAUCCAGCACUGCCUGGAGGUGGAGGACCCGGCCGUCAAACCGAUUUUCCACUGCGUUUGCUCGUUCAGAGCGAUAUGGUUGGAGCCAUAAUUGGUCGUCAGGGUAGCACUAUUCGCCAAAUUACCCAGCAAAGCCGUGCUCGUGUUGACGUGCACAGAAAAGAUAAUGUUGGCUCAUUGGAAAAGGCAAUUACAAUCUAUGGCAACCCCGAAAACUGCACAAAUGCUUGCAAACGCAUUCUCGAAGUGAUGCAACAAGAAGCUGUUAAUACCAAUAAAGGGAGUGAGAUUGUAUUGAAAAUCCUUGCUCACAAUAACUUGAUCGGUCGCAUCAUCGGAAAGAGUGGCAACACAAUCAAACGCAUCAUGCAAGACACUGAUACCAAAAUUACCGUUAGCUCCAUUAAUGACAUUAACAGUUUCAAUUUGGAACGCAUAAUCACGGUCAAAGGCUCAAUUGACAGCAUGUCUAAAGCCGAAAAUCAAAUUAGCUCGAAACUGCGUCAAAGCUACGAAAACGAUUUGCAAGCGAUGGCACCACAAAGUAUAAUGUUCCCAGGACUACAUCCAAUGGCAAUGAUGUCGACCGCUGGAAAUGGCAUUGGCUUUGGGCCAAACCGUGCUGCUGGUGGUGGUGGUGGUGUUUAUCCUGGAUCUGGUUAUCCAAUUUACCAGCCGCCAGCUGGAUUGCCACCAGGUGCAAAUGAUAUUCAGGAAACCACUUACUUGUAUAUUCCAAACAAUGCUGUUGGCGCUAUCAUUGGUACUAAGGGAUCUCAUAUCCGCAAUAUCAUCCGUUUUUCAUCGUCAUCAGUUAAGAUUGCUCCACUCGAGGCUGAAAAACCGAUUGAACAGCAACCCGAACGAAAAGUCACCAUCAUCGGUAGUCCGGAAGCUCAAUGGAAGGCACAGUACCUGAUUUUUGAAAAAAUGCGCGAAGAAGGUUUCGUCACUGGCACAGACGAUGUGCGAUUAACAGUUGAAAUUCUUGUACCUAGCUCACAGGUUGGUCGUAUCAUUGGUAAAGGUGGUCAAAACGUUCGCGAAUUGCAACGUGUAACUGGUAGCAUAAUCAAACUUCCAGAACACGGAGCUCUGCCAGCCGAAGAAGAAACGACCGUUCACAUUAUUGGACCCUUCUUCAGUGUGCAGUCGGCACAGCGUCGCAUUCGUGCUAUGAUCUUAUCAACUAAUCCGCCACCGGCGCCGAAAAAGAGUCAACGAUCAGCUAAAGAUUCCUCACCAAGCGGAGGUCCACCAUCACAAGCGCCGCCACAACAGCAACAACAAGCAACACCACCAAGCUCCCAAUAAUUUGCGUAAAAACCAUAUUCUAUUUUUCAUAUAACAUCAAUGAAAUACCAGCAAAACAGAAAUCUGUUCACAAUUUUCAAUUCAACAAUCAACAAUAGAAAAAGAUAAACCAAAAUCGUACUCCAAGCAUGGAAAAAAUAAUUUCACUAUAAAAAAAACCCAAUAGUCAACAAUUUCAUCGUCUCUUCCAAUUCAAAUGAUCAACACAAACAGAAGAAAAUCGUUUAAAAAAAAAUUAUGUAUUCGUUCACAAAUUGGUACUUAUUCCCUUACCUUUUUCGCUUGAAGCAGGAAACUUGAAAAUAAAACUGAAUGAAUAAUUGCUGAAAUGCAUAGCGAAAAAUAAGAAUCCCAAGUCAAAUGAAAAUUAUUUAGAUAUCUUUUGAAAAUGAAUCAUGAGUUUGUCAACCAACAUAUAUGUAUUUAUAAAAAACAUUGUUUGUGUACUACCGUAAAGAUAAGUUAUUUGAGCCGUGGUUCAUUUUGAUUAAUGGAAUUUUAUUCAUGGAAUUGUACUAAAGAUAACUAUUUAAUUCAUUGAUUCAUGUUAAUGCACUUGCAUUUCAGAUGGAAUAAUCUUUGUGUAGAUUCCUCCAUUUGUCACAUGCAAAUCAAAAUUCAAAUCGAUAAAUAAAAUGCUGAACAUUGAAUCAAAA